AUGGCAUGUUUGCUUCGUACCGCUGUUUUACGGACGGCUAGCUCGGUGUCGGUUGGUGGGCCGUCCAAGAUGGUGGCAGAUGCAGCAAGGUUCUCAACAUCGACGAGUAUUUUUAUUGCGGACGACAAGAAGGAUGCAUCAUUCGCACGCGAUCAUCGACCACAUUCAGCUGCUGGAGUUGGACCGGCUGGUGCAACCUCGUCGUCGCUGCAUGCUAAGCAAGAGAAGCUCGGCGUGGAAUCAGGUUUGUCUGGAGGCAAAACGCAACAAGAUGCGAUCAAUUCUGCGAUGGGUGUGCUCGACCGGCUUGCGAGGGACGUCGCUUCGAAUCGAACAAGCGAUUCGGCCUCGGUCGCUGGAUCUCAACCCGGCUCGGAUGCAUCAGGAAUCACGACAGCAAUCACGACUCCCUCAACACCGCUUGCUGCAGUACACGAUUCUACCAUCGGCCCCAUCUACUCGCCCUCGACGCUGCCACCUUGUACCGAUCCGACAUUAGAGUUCUUGACCAACCUGCUUAUGAAGGACGGUAAAAAGGCACAGGCUCAACGCUUCAUCACGCGCACUCUCUCGAUUAUUUCGUCGGUGACCAACUCGAACCCUCUACCGCUGAUCCACGAUGCCAUCUACAAAGCGGCACCUUUGGUCAAGGUGCAGAGCAAGAAACAGGGUGGUAAGAGCUUGCAAGUGCCAGUAGCUCUGACGCAAAGACAAAGUACCAGAAAGGCGUUGACGUGGAUCAUCGAGGCAAGCAAGAAACGACCCGAUCGAGAGUUGGAGCGAAGAUUGGCCGCCGAAUUUCUGGCUGUGGUCGAAGGAACAAGUAGCGCCAUUGUCAAGAAGGAGGAACAGCACAAGAUUGCUACGGUCAACAGGGCGAAUGCUGCGGUCAGGAUUUGA
Mycosarcoma maydis (corn smut) is the source of this 900-nucleotide messenger RNA. Its product is annotated as mitochondrial 37S ribosomal protein uS7m. NCBI's taxonomy places the organism in Eukaryota, Fungi, Basidiomycota, Ustilaginomycetes, Ustilaginales. Gene Ontology annotation, biological process: translation; ribosomal small subunit assembly. Bases 1 to 900 code for a protein of 299 amino acids. The record is from RefSeq and is a predicted model, not a curated record. The transcript has a single exon. Gene Ontology annotation, cellular component: ribosome. Gene Ontology annotation, molecular function: structural constituent of ribosome; mRNA binding; rRNA binding.